AUGAUGUUGCCGGAAAACGAAGAUUUAACUAACCCAGGCCCCACCACUAGAACGGACCAGCUGGAAUUCAUGCUGACAAAAGUGCUUGUAGAGCUCGGGAUCAUAAAUAUGAAUUCUGCAACCCCCAAACACCGCAACAGUUCGAGAUCACACCAUCGUUCGCGCUCAUCGUCACGUUCGCGUUCCCGAGACCGACAUCAACGAGAAGGCGACACCUUCUGGUACCACUGGCGCUUUGGAGAAAACGCCAGAAAAUGCGAAAAGCCCUGCAGGUUCAGAAGCGGGAAACGACGGGGUCAGUCCUUGAUGGCGACCGACGACGAAAGCCACACCUUCAGCCGAUUAUUCGUCGCCGAUCGUCACACAAAAUUUCGGUUCCUGAUCGAUAUCGGAGCUGACUUGUGCGUCUUCCCACAUUCAAAACUGCCAAAACCGCGAGCACAGUCUAAUUACGAACUCUCCGCGGCAAAAGGCACAACCAUCGCUAUAUCCAUUAUUGGUGCCGACUUCCUAGCCCAUUACGGACUCCUGGUAGACAUCAAAAUUACCCGACUUUUGGACCAAAUCACUCAUCUCACCUCCCGUGGAGAGGUGGUCGUGUGUGAGUCCCAAACAAUCAAAACGAUCGCCGGAUCAUCACCAUACCACCAGCUCCUGCAACGAUUCCCGGAAAUAACGCGACCUAACGGUACAGUUGAAGUUGCUAACCAGGCUACGAAACACCAUAUCGUAAUCAUUCCUGGACCGCCGGUCGCGCAAAAACCGCUACGACUCGCGCCCGACAAGUGUGAAUUUGAACUCAUGAUGCACAUGGGUAUCGCCCGCCCAUCGCAGAGUUCAUGGUCGUCACUCCUACAUGGGGACGAGUGGAAGCCGUGCGGGGACUACCGCGCACUCAACGCCAGAACAAACCCAGAUCGCUACCCGAUACCGGUCGCCGAAGAAGGUAUUUCGAAAACAGCCAUCACGACACCCUUCGGGCUAUUUGAGUUUAUGUGCAUGACUUUCGGGUUACCCAACGCGGCGCAGACCUUCCAGCGCUUCAUUGAUGAGGUACUACAAGAUUUUGACUUCUGCUACGCGUUCAUCGAUGACAUCCUCGUCGUAUCGACGUCCCCGGAAGAACAUCUCCAACACCUCGAAACACUUUUCCAGCGACUGCAGAAAUACGGAGUUGUUGUCAAUCCGGCCAAGUGUGUUUUUGGAAAAAUCGAAGUAAAAUUUCUCGGUAUCUAA
This is a messenger RNA of Zophobas morio, 1236 nucleotides long. RefSeq lists its product as uncharacterized. Lineage: Eukaryota; Metazoa; Arthropoda; Insecta; Coleoptera; Tenebrionidae. Bases 1 to 1236 code for a protein of 411 amino acids. The transcript has 2 exons. The record is from RefSeq and is a predicted model, not a curated record.